CAUUGGUGAUGCCAGGUUCAGCGCGCUCAGACACACAGACAGCUGGACACACAGGACCCUUGGAUGGACCCUGUCCUCUCCCGUCCCAUUGUUCAGGGCUGUCCACCUGGUUCUUCAGACUUCAGCCCCCUCCUUAACUUGAGUUCUGAGUGGUGUUGAGAGACGGACCUUCAGUCCCCCUCUAGUGCUAAGAUGACGAAGGAUUACCAAGAUCUCCAGCACCUGGACAACGAGGAGAAUGACCAUCACCAACUCCGGAGAGAUUCAUCUCUCCCUGCAUGCAGCCCAAACCGCACAGGAUUCACCGAGAGAGGGAGAAACCCACCUUUCCCACACUUCGGUGGAACAGAGGACUCCCCAGGGCCGCCUCCCACUCCACCGCUCCUGCAUCGUCUCUGCUCUGGAUCCCGCCUCCUGCUGCUCUCCUUGGGCCUCAGCCUUUCGUUGCUGGUGGUUGUCAGUGUGAUCGCAUCCCAAAACUCCCAACUCCGGGGAGACCUGCUGGCUCUAAAGCAGAAUUUCAGCAACUUCACUGUGAUCUCUGAGGACCAGGUCAAGGUCCUAGGCACUCAGGGAGUUAGCGUGGGAAGAAAGAUGAAGCUACUGGAGUCACAGCUGGAGAAACAGCAGCAGGAUCUGAGUGAAGACCACUCCAGCUUGCUGCUGCACGUGAAACAGUUAGUGUCUGACCUGCGCAGCCUGAGCUGUCAGAUGGCGGCCCUUCAGGGCAACGGCUCUGCGAGGAACUGCUGCCCCAUCAACUGGGUGGAGUACGAAGGCAGCUGCUACUGGUUCUCCGGCUCCGCCAGGCCCUGGGCUGAGGCUGACAAGUACUGCCAGCUGGAGAAUGCCCGCCUGGUGGUGGUGACCUCCUGGGACAAGCAGAAAUUUGUCCAGCACCACAUGGGCCCUGUAAACACUUGGAUUGGCCUAACUGACCAGAACGGGCCCUGGCGAUGGGUGGAUGGGACCGACUAUGAGACGAGCUUCAAGAACUGGAGACCAGGGCAGCCGGAUGACUGGUCUGGGCAUGGGCUUGGAGGAGGUGAGGACUGUGCCCACCUCACCAACGAUGGCCGCUGGAAUGAUGACGUUUGCAGGAGGCCCUACCGUUGGGCCUGCGAGACAGAGCUGAACAAGACCAGCUAGGAGCUCCCUCCCCUUAAUUUAUUUCUCCUGUGCCUCAAGCUGCUGAGGUUUGGGAUUGCAAGAGCCUACCUGGGGGUCUCCACAGCCUCGGGGAUUCUCAUCUAGGAUUUUCAGGGAAGGGUAAAGAACGGUGUUGGAGGGGUGUGGCAUGAUGCCUGGUGGGGUGGGGUCAUGGGGACCUGGGACACUGGGCAGUGUGCAGCUUACUGUUGUUCUUGUUAGAGUAAAAAGGAGAGAACUGUGCUUAACCGCC
This is a messenger RNA of Myodes glareolus (Bank vole), 1402 nucleotides long. The record is from RefSeq and is a predicted model, not a curated record. NCBI's taxonomy places the organism in Eukaryota, Metazoa, Chordata, Mammalia, Rodentia, Cricetidae.